CUAGCCUUUUUUCUCUCUCUCCUUUAACACCAAUCGUUUUGGUUUGUUGUUUUUUUAAACUUCCACACUGCUCGGCCUGUUGUGUCCUGGGGGCGGCGACGUUCACUUUUUCACUAUUGGUUUCUGAUUCAUUCGGUGUUUAUCGCUCGCUCAAGUACCAUUGUAACUUUCUGACUUUACAGAUCAAUCCCACUACCGGCGGAACACGUACCGUUGGGAUUUACCCCAGAUAUAAGUGAGAGUGCAGGGGCGUUGUAGACAAACAAGUACCAUUACGUUUUGGUGGUGGCGGCGAUGGCUGUCUGUCGGCUGCUUCUCUUCUGGCAGACGACACUGAAGUGGAAGCGCGCGGUUAGCGUGGUUCAGCUGGAGGAUUGACGUCCACGCUUCACGGUGACAGAAAGUUCAGCCAGUGAAUCACUCACUAGUCCUCGCAGCCAAACGCCACGUAGAAUGCACCGCUGUCAGUUCGCAUCGGAUUUACCUUUCGUGUUGGCACCGCUGGUGUGCUGCUCCCACCUUGACCCGCACCGGCAGUGGACAUUCUCUGACCCUCACUUCCUGGAUGACCACUGUCCAGUGUCAUUGCUGUAGUAAUUCGCUGCUGGACAGUCCCUUGUCCACUAGUCAUGCUUUGGAAGAUUGUUUUAUUGUUUAGCACAUUUACUGGAAUGGUUCACAGUCGUUCUAGAGCCAGGAGUCAUCUUUCACUUUGGAUAGACCAAGACCAGGUCGCUACUCUAAUUGGUUACCCCAUGCAGAUACCAAUAAUUGCAGACGGCAUUGUUAUUCCAUAUUUAAAAGAACCCGGAUUAUCUGAUUCUAUCGUUAUUCUACCGGAAGUGGAUACAGUUAACCUAACGUGGAUGGCUGGAGAAGAACAGUUUUCCUACUGGUUUGAGAACCUGACGUCGCUGGACCCGCACCUCUUGUACAACCCUCUACUCAGCAUUCCUGCUCACGGAUGGAUACCUCGGAUGGAAACAGUAUUCCAGAUGUCGAUACCGUGCACGGGAAAGAACAAGGGGAUCGCCUCUCUCGUUCUGGGUCUCAACAUCUACAACCGGCGACGACUACCGAUCGAGGGCACGCCCAUCAGCUUCACCCUCAAGAAACAGUGCACGGCGUUUGUGACGACGUCGCUAUGCAAAUCCGAGUGUGAAAAUGGCGGCAUGUGUAAUGAACUGGGUAUUUGCGAAUGUCGACAAGGAUUUCACGGGAAGUUCUGCAGUAUUGCCAUGUGCAAUCCAUCGUGUCAGAACAACGGAACCUGCGUCUCCCCAGAGGUCUGCGCAUGUCCGCCGGGGUAUUUAGGGAAACACUGCGAAAAAGAGGUGUGCGGGCGGCCAUGUCAAAACGGAGGUCGAUGUUUACCAGAAGGCUACUGUCAUUGUCUCCAGGGAUUCUAUGGCGACGCCUGUGAAUACAAUUACUGUGUUCCGCUGUGUAAAAACAACGGUGUCUGUGUGGGACCUAACAGAUGUAACUGCAUUUCUGGGUAUACCGGCUCCCUCUGUGAACACAGUCUAAUAAAGACCGACACAGAUAGACCCCGACGAAGUAAAGAGCACGGCGAUGGCGACAGUGAACGCUCGCUAAAACUCCCCAAAAGAAAGAAGAAACGAAAUCCUUCAAGGAGGAAACGGAAGGGAACCAAAGAUCUUGAAAAGAAGCUGUUGAAAACCGAGCGUAGAAUUGUGAAAAUUAUAAACCGGAAGUCAAAAGAGUGGACCCUAACCAGAGAAGAAAGACGUGUUGUGAAAAAACUUAUAAGAGAAAGCAAGGCGAGACUUUUAUCAUUGAAAGAAAAAAAUUACCUCGCUAAAAUCGUAACAAGAGAAAGAGACAAGCUGACGAGCAAAGAAAAACAAAAACUGAAACGCUUUAAGAAGCUGUUAAAACUGACCAGACGACGGAACGGCAAGCCCAAGAAAAGAAGAUUGUUUGUAUAGACUUCAUCUAGAAGUAGAUGAAAGAUCAUGCAACAGUGUCUGCUGGUCCAGAUCGAAAUAGGCAAGACAUCAGGCUAGUUCAGGGAAUAAGGAAUGGUAACGCUUUAUGUAGACACAGUGAACAACUAAAGGAAUGGCUAUUUGACAGCCCAUGCUGGCACAUUGAGAGCAUAUGUCGCCAUGAGAAAUAUUCCACUGGCCUGCAUUGUGUAGACAAGUACCUUUGUUCACACAUUGUUAAGACAUCACAAUGUGAGAAGCAUAAGUACUGUGGUGUAUUGCACUAGAUGCAGUAUCUAUCAGCUAGAUCAUCACAGAUAAGAAACCCGAAUCUGUAAGAGUGAAGUUCGAUUUCACAAGCGAUGGUCUGACUGAAAGAAAAUAUAUUAAACAUAUAGACUUAGCAGGCUACAUAAUAUAAAAAAAACACUAAAAACUUGUGUUUAUGUGUAACGUACUUCUUGUAGACUGAUGGCUAUACAACCAUGAUAGACUCUGCAGCAUCGGUGAAUAUUAAUUAGCUAUGGAUGGACUGGUAACCUAACUCUCUACAUGACCUACACGUCAGUUGCUAAUUACUGGAUGGAUUGUCUACACGAUGUUAAUUGACCAUGUGGAGGAACUGUUUUCUGUGGAUGGUUUUCAUAUUGCUUCUUCUUUACGACCUGGUGGUCUUUGUGCUAACGUUUGAGGGAUAACUAGUUUGCUAAUUAUAUAGGAGGACCACAGUGGCGCGCUAUGGAGGAUGGACUAAAUAACAUGUUACCCUCUGGGCAUAUGCGUAAUAUAUUCAUUACACGUUCUUGUAGAAAACGUUAACCUAGCUCAGGGUAAUUCUAUAAUACAUCUACAGCAUCAGUGCUGCGUAACACAGUGUUUAUAUAUUCUCAAUACUGACAACAGAAAUAGUCUAGUAUUUCGACCAUUUGACGUAGAUUGACAGAUCGUGUUAACCAGCAGACAGGAACGAGUCAUAUUUGGUCGCUAAUGGCGAUCUGGGGCCUAAUUCACAAAACUCUUUUAAACUCUCUCAAGCUCUCUUUAGCAACAUUUAUUUUGCAUUGAAAUACGAGAUCGCAAAGUUGCGAAAGUGGUUCACUAAACUCUAGUAACUUUGCGAUCUGGCUGUACAAUGCGAACACACUUGCAAAGACGACGUGAUGUUGCUUAAACGAACCUUAGAGAGAGUUGUGUAUUAGGUCCCCGUGUGUAAAUUAUGUGAUUGUACGAUGGUUCAGACUUUUAUGGAUUUGUUUUCACGGAGUACGAGCAGUUAUUUCUGCACGAUCGUAAGUUAUAUCAGUUAUUGUACAGGUGUGCAAUAUUCGACACAAAUACCUCAGCAUCCGUACGAUAGUUGGUCUUGUACAGCACAGCUUUUGAUUUAUGUAACAUAUCAAAAAAGUUAAAAAAUGUAAGUUUUCUUUUUGUUAUCUGCGUAAAGUUUUGUUAUAACUGUAUAGUGUUAAAUGUAUUUUGUUUUUUCGUUAUACGUGUAUGGUGAUAAUUUAUGUGUUCCCGUUUGGGUACGUGUGUAUUGUGGCUCAGGUAUGUGCUUCAACCUCAUUGCAUAGACAUGCAUUUAUAGACUAGAGCACAUUGAGUAAUUUGUUGCUACAUACAAUAACGAGUCUGAAUAUCAAUUGUGACUUCCAAACUCUACCAUGUCGCAUUUCUGAUAAGAGUCCAAUCUCACAAUACAACCAGGGGUGACGGGCGAUAGAUUAGUGUGUAUAUUUCAAUGGAGAGGCUGUCCGGGUGAUAGAAGCAUUAUUGUUCUGUUUAUGUAGUCAACUAGUCAGCUAAACUGUUUUAUAUGUUACUGUAGCUUAUUUGAAGGAAGGAAGGAAAUGAUUUAUUUAACGACACACUCAACACAUUUAAUUACGGUUAUAUGGCGUCGGACAUAUGGUUAAGGACCACACAGAUAUUGAGAGAGGAAACCCGCUGUCGCCACUUCAUGGGAUACUCUUUCCGAUUAGCAGCAACGGAUCUUUUAUAUGCACCAUCCCACAGACAGGAUAGCACAUACCACGGCCUUUGAUAUACCAGUCUAAAACUCGGGUGUUUAAGCACAGUAAAUGUUGUAACUCCACGCGUGUAAGUCCAAAACUCGGGUGUUUAAGCACAGUAAAUGUUGUAACUCCACGCGUGUAAGUCUAAAACUCGGGUGUUUAAGCACAGUAAAUGUUGUAACUCCACGCGUGUAAGUCUAAAACUCGGGUAAAUAAGCACAGUAAAUGUUGUAACUCCACGCGUGUAAGUCUAAAACUCGGGUGUUUAAGCACAGUAAAUGUUGUAACUCCACGCCCAUAAAUUAAUGUCCAGCUAAACAUUAGAGACCGAAUUUACGAAGCCUGUUUUAGACUUACACGCGUAUAACUAAUACUAUAUAUAUUUAUAAUACUUAAACACCUGCAGUUAAGAAAAACACGCUUUGUAAAUUCGACCCCGAAUUACUUUUUUUUUUCUUGCAGCCAUGAAACAUUUAAACACACUGACACUCGUUGUUAGGACGAUUUACAGUGAUUUAACCGUUAAAUUACACGUAACUUACAGUGUGUCGCUAAAAUUCUAAAUUAUGGAUUACGGCAAAGUCAGUGUGUUUCUAAUAGUCCUGGUGUUGGUAGCACAGUCGGUUGCCGUCUGAAGAAAAUGCCUUAUUUUGGGAUAAUUAAAAGAUAUAGGGCCUAAUUCAUAAAGCUCGCGUAAGUUCUUUUAAACAACAUCAGAUCGUCGUUAAAGUGUUUUUGCACGGCACUGUGAGAUCACAAAAAGGCUAUUUUAUAAACGAAAGGCCAUUUUACAAUCAGCAGGUUUCGCAUAAUAUUAUUGGUGUUUGUCUUCUCCAUAUAUCUUGAAAGGCGCCCACUAUAAUUUAUCCCCACUAAUUUUUUCCCCGAAUAAAAAUGUUUAUGGAUAUUUGUAUGAUAUCACUACCGAUAUGAAUUGCAUAUCUAUUUCGCUAUGUAUAUACAAAAACAUUUCUAAUAUGUUUCUCUUUUGUCGUUGCUGAUUCAAAUAUAAUCGCAUAAUAUAUGUAACCCAAAUUUGUUUUAUACCCGCGAAUACCUUUCUUUUAGUAUAGAUAAUUUUAAUACGUAAUAACAUUUGUGUGCACGUGCGUUGUGAAGACAAGCUUUAAAAAAGAAAUUCUAGUAUGCAUUUGUUUUCCAAAUAAUCGCAUGAAAAAUGAUGUCAGUUUCUGCAUUUUGAAUGUCCAUUCCCUAUUUCGUUUUCCGUAUUUGGACAAAUAUAUUUUACAGGUAGCUACAAAUGUAAAAUGUAUUGGGGAUUUCUGUCAAAAACAGUCAUCUACUAUCCCUAUAUCUUAUCUGUAGAACAACCCUUAUUUGUUAAUAAAUGGGAUUAUCUGUGCGAUUGUGGAUAAAUCGGGUAUCGAUGGUGUGUUUAAUUCAACAUGUUAACAUUAACCGUUAUGGGGGAAAUGUUGGGAGGUAAGAGUCGAACAUGACGAUAGAAUUAGUGGGUGGCGGGUGAUAUAUUAGUAGCGGACCCGGAGCUGUUGGGAGGAAAGAAUCCAGAUGAUAGAGGCAUUGUUUUUCAUUUCUUGAUUUAUUUAUAUCUGAGAACAAGUACAAAAUGCAUAUCUAUCUUUUAUAGAAAUAUUGGUAUAAAGUGCUCCUACAUGUAAUAACUAGUUUAAAAUGUCCAAUUGGAUAAGUUAGUAGAGUACUCGACUCUUACACAAAACGUCACUGGUUCAAAUCCCCUCAGUUGAGGUUGGUUUAUCUGUUAAAUGUGGAGCCGGUGUAGGGACUAGGGACUAGGGACUUGGGACUGGGUGUGUUCUGAGCACAAGGAUGUAGUUAUAGUACUCGCGACCCACAGCUCCUGGACGUAGCUCCACUUAAGGGAUGUAUGGUGGUGGAUUAUAGUGUGGUGUUGGUAUAACGUGAUCCCUUUGGUAGUAGCUAGUAGAGAUUUUGCAGGUACUAUUCUGCAGAAAGUCCGUGGUUCGAACCCAACUGGUAUAGGUUGGCGUCUGCUACUGUGAUCAAAUGAGAUUGGUAAUAGUUGAUUACAAAAUUACCCAGGUAAAGAUUGUCGAAAUGGAUUUGUCAUGUUACUCGUUUAUUACAUAUACAUAUUUUAUACAUAUUAAAAAACAACAACCGAACAAUAUAAAGAAGUAAUUACAUAGGCCUAUUUGAUGGUACAAUAAAGUACCAGCUUCGAAUUACGUAUUUGAUUGAAAUAUUACGAAGUAGCCGUAAAUGUGUAUACUUUCUCUCUUGUUGAAUGUAUUUCAUAUUAAAUACAUUUAGAGUGGAUAUCAUGUAUGUAACACAGUGUAGAAAUUAAGACGUGACGUUAUGGGGAAAUAAUCCUACCUGUUUAAUAUUGUAGUCCAGGAUAAUUGCGAUCUACAUCCUGGAGAUACCCAGGGCCUUUGUUUAUAAAACUUCAAAGUCUAGACUCAGAUAUUUAAUUACGCCACAUGCAUGUAAUUUGUACGGCGUUACCAUGAAGUCAAACACUCAAUACUCUAUCAGAGGCUGGAGUGUAAACAAAAAGUUUUAUAAGCAUGGGGCUAGAUCUUAUGGUUGUGACCUCGUGUGGAUUUGGUGACAUAUUUCCAUGACGGCUGUACUUGGUGUGUUAAUAUCUAGACAAGAACUGUGUAGAUAAAUUGAUGUAAAUAAUUUAUUAAAUUUAAUUUAGAAUAAACCAACAAUAUUGUUUGUACUGUUUAAACAAAAAAUAAAGCAAUAUUGUGAUGG
Molecule: messenger RNA, 6697 nt
Organism: Gigantopelta aegis
Lineage: Eukaryota; Metazoa; Mollusca; Gastropoda; Neomphalida; Peltospiridae
Product: wnt inhibitory factor 1-like
Exons: 10
Coding region: 630-1952 (440 amino acids)
Biological process (GO): anatomical structure development
Cellular component (GO): extracellular region; cell surface
Molecular function (GO): signaling receptor binding
Source: RefSeq, a predicted model, not a curated record